Messenger RNA from Bactrocera oleae (olive fruit fly), 1723 nucleotides. RefSeq names its product protein vreteno. NCBI's taxonomy places the organism in Eukaryota, Metazoa, Arthropoda, Insecta, Diptera, Tephritidae. The record is from RefSeq and is a predicted model, not a curated record.
CACUGUUUUCUAACGAACGAUAACGUUUAAAUAAGCCGUUACCGAUAACUCGUCCAAUAAAAUUGGGUUAUAUCCCGUUUGUAACGGAUUAUUUUUGGUAAAUCGUUUGACCGUGGUGUUGAAUUUGAACAUUUAAUACUUGGUAAAAAUGUUCGCAUCUGAAUUACCCAAGCUUUCACCUACUUGGGGCUUGUGCACUUUGUGUCAUAGGAAAGCGGAGUGGUCUUGUGAACGUUGCGUUGAUUUAUAUUGUUCCAUGGAAUGUCAGAAAAAGGAUUGGCAACGUCACCGUUAUAUUUGCUUUCCCAUGCCAAGUUUGGUACCACUUAGUCACACAGAGGAUAUGUUAAUGCGGAAAAAAUUAAUAUCAGAGUCCAAAGGAAAUGAUUUAAGUUGUACGUCAGCCGAUGAGUUAUUGAAAAGGGAUUACGCUUUAAAGAAUACAAAACUCAGCAAUAAAAUAAAUAGUUCUACAGAAAAAGUUAUUUUGGUGAAAUUCCUUUCAACAAAUAAAUGUUUGGUGCGUGCGCAUAUACAGCCGGAUAAUUUCACAGAUAUUCUAAAGGAAAUACAUGCAGUUGGAAAAACUGCUCCUGAAUUAACCGCUUGCCCAUCUGUGGGAUCUGUUGCUCUUAUAUUAUAUAAGGGUACAUAUACUCGAGUUGAAUUGUUAUCAAUCCAGGACGAUGGACACAUUAAAUUAUUAUACUGCGAUUAUGGCUGGAUAGCAACUAUAGCUAAAACUGAUCUCAAAAUGGCGGUAGAUGAUGUUCUAAAAUUUCCCCGUUUGUCAGCAGUUAUAAAACUACAUAAUGUGGUCGAAUGUUUUGAUUCAAAAGUAAUAUGUUUGCUCGAAAAGUUUGAAGGGCUAGAGUGCGAACUGCGUAGAAGUGUCGAGCAGAGCAUUAGUGAAAUCGGAGAGGAAGUUACUUUAACAUGUGGAAGCAAAAACAUAAAUGAAGAAAUAAAUAAAUUAUGCUCCGACACACAUUUUAAAAAAGUGUUCGAAAACGUUCAAAAUUCUCAAGAUAUCGAAAUUAAAAAUAUUAAUAACAACCAGGACCUUUUGCUGGAUCUUUGUUUUGAUGAACCUUGUCAGAAGGAAAAACCAAUUUUAUCACCACCAUUUGACAUAUAUAUAUUUAAAACUAAUUUGACAAAUUUCAAAGUUGUAGUUUUGGACACCUCAGCUUUGAGUUACGGGUAUAUAGGUUGCAUAGCGGAAACUGAUUUGAAAUAUCUAGUUACUGUUCAAGAGUAUUUGAAUAAUUAUGAAGAUAAUGGACAAUUUUAUAAUCCAAAGCUUCAUGAAUAUUGCUUGGCUAAGUUUGAGAAUGAGUGGUAUAGAGCCAGAGUUGUGAAAAUAAUAGGAAGCUCAUGUUAUACUGUUGUGUAUUUGGAUUUUACUAAUGAAAUCACAAUAACUUCACAGGAUAUACGACGUUAUCCUAAAGAUUUGAAUGGACCGUGUCGUACUAACUUGUGCUUAAUUGAUGGAUUACCUACUACACUUAAUGCCGAUCAUAUAAACUUCUUAAAAAAAGAGAUAACGACAGAAUGUAAAAUGGUUAUUGAUAAAGUUAAAGAAGUUGUUCAACAAAUUGUUGUAAUUGAAUGCCCGUCUAUUAUUAAAAAAAUGAGCACCAUUGAAUUAAAUUAAAUGUAAUUUUUUAUAAUUAUACAAUAAUAAACCAGUGAAUAAAAAUUUAAUUUGUUUUUGAUA